CACGGGUAACUCUAUCAAACCCCUGCCCAAUCUGCCCGCCUGCCCGCCUCUGCUCUUCCCAAGUACCAAGUACACCUUUCCCUUUGCCGUCUGGCGAACCCUCUCUCUCUCACGACAUGUCAUUUCUCUCUCUCUAUCGCUCUACAUCUCUCUGUUUCUCUCUCUAGAUCGUGCCCGAUAGGCGGCUCGUUCUCUCUCACUCUCUCUCUUCUUUGUUCGGUCUUUAGCGGAUCUGAAAUGGUGGUUCCGGGCUCGAAUUAGAUCGAUGCGGCUAGGAUUGGGAGUUUUGGGAUUAGGGUUUUUGCGAUUUUGAUGAGGCAAAGGUGGGUUUGGAGGCGAUCUGGGUUUUGGUGAAUUGUCGGGUUUUUAUUGUUGUUGUUUGGAAGAGGGGAAUUUAGGGUUUGGGAUUGAUGGUUGUCGAGGCGAAAAUUGGGGAAGAUGCUAGGGUAUUAUGCAUGGGCGGGGAGGUGAAAUUCGGAAACGGAGUCGGCACAUGUGGUCGGUCCCCUCGCGCGGCACCACAGUGACGAGGACUGUAGCCGGUGAUUCUUCAGCAUCUACGCUCGAUUCCUUCUGCAAGGAUGGUCACAAGAUUAGUGUAGGUGAUUGUGCUCUUUUCAAACCGCCCCAGGACUCCCCUGCUUUUAUUGGAAUAAUCCGCUGGCUGUCAUUAAACGAAGAAAACAAUCUACAGUUGGGUGUGAAUUGGCUGUACCGGCCUGUUGAAGUAAAGCUUUGCAAGGGCAUCCUGCUGGAUGCCGCACCAAACGAAGUCUUAGAAAAUCCCUACUCUUAUUACAUUCCUGCUGCAUCAUUACUCCAUCCAUGUAAAGUUGCAUUCCUUCCUAAAGGUGUUGAACUUCCGUCAGGGAUAUCCUCAUUUGUCUGCCGUCGAGUUUUUGACCUUGCAAACAAGUGUUUGUGGUGGUUAACUGAUCAAGAUUAUAUUGAUGAGCGACAGGAAGAAGUAGACAAGCUGUUACAUAAAACACAAAUAGAGAUGCAUGCAACAGUGCAGCCUGGUGGCCGUUCUCCAAAACCAAUAAAUGGCCCUACACAGUUAAAACCUGGUUCUGAUAAUGUACAGAGUGCCACUUCCUUUCCUUCUCAUGCCAAGGGGAAGAAAAGGGAGCGGACAGAUGGAUCUGAGCCUCUCAAACGAGAUCGUUCCUCAAAGACGGAUGAUGGUGACUCUUAUCAGUUUAAAUCUGAAAGCACUUUGAAAUAUGAGAUUUCUAAGAUAACAGAAAAGGGUGGGCUUAUAGAUCCAGAAGGGGUGGAGAAACUAGUUCAACUUAUCCAGCCUGAUAGAUCUGAGAGGAAGACGGAAUUGGUUAGCCGGUCAAUGCUUGCAGGUGUAAUAGCAGCUACUGAAAAGUUUGAUUGCCUUAAUCGGUUUGUGCAGCUCAAGGGUUUGCCUGUGUUAGAUGGAUGGCUUCAAGAUAUCCAUAAAGGGAAGAUCAGUGAUGGUAGUCCCAAGGAUGGUGAUAAAUCUGUAGAGGAAUUUCUCUUGGUUUUGCUUCGUGCUCUUGAUAAGCUGCCUGUAAAUCUUCAUGCCCUACAGAUGUGUAACAUUGGCAAAUCAGUGAAUCAUUUACGUUCACAUAAAAAUGUUGAAAUUCAGAGAAAAGCAAGAAGUUUAGUUGACACAUGGAAGAAACGCGUUGAGGCUGAAAUGAAUGUUAUUGAUGCGAAGUCAGGUUCAACUCAAGCUGUUUCAUGGCCUUCCAGAACACGUCUUCAUGAAGUUUCUCAUGGUGGGAACCGACAUCCUGGUGGGUCCUCUGAGGUUGCUAUGAAGAGCUCUGUUACACAGAUUUCUGCAUCUAAAGCUGCUUCAGUUAAACCUGUACAGGGUGAGAUCACUUCCAAAUCAACUUCCUCGUCUCCUGGGACAAUGAAAUCAGCAGUGUCACCUCCUUCGGGUAAAGAUGCUAAUCCCAGAACAACAGUUGGAAGCUCCUCCGAUCUUCCUUCAACCACUGCAAGGGAGGAGAGGAGCAGCAGUUCAAGUCAGUCUCUCAACAACGGUCAAUCUUGUUCAAGUGGCCAUGCCAAAACUACGGUUUUCUCAGGAAAAGAAGAUGCGAGGAGUUCUACUGCAGGGUCAAUGAGUGUGAAUAAGAUAUCUGGUGGUUCUUCUCGACAUCGGAGGUCAAUCAAUGGAUUCCCUGGGCCUGCUGUGUCUGGAGGUCAAAGGGAAACUGGGUCAAACAGAAAUUCAUCACUGCACAGAAAUUCUGCUUCUGAAAAAUGUGGCGAGGCUGGGUUAACAUGUGAAAAGGUACUUGAUGUGCCUGUUGUCGAGGGGAAUACUCACAAGCUGAUCGUUAAGAUACCAAACAGAGGCCGUAGUCCUGCACAAACUGCCAGUGGAGGAUCUGUUGAUGACCCGUCCAACAUGAACAGUAGAGCUUCUUCCCCUGUUUCAGAGAAGCAUGAUCAAUCUGGUCUCAAUUCAAAGGAAAAGAGUGAUCCUAAUCGAGCUAAUACCUCUGAUGUGAAUACAGAAUCAUGGCAAAGUAACGAUUUUAAAGAAAUGUUGACUGUGUCUGAUGAAGGUGAUGGGUCACCUGCUGCUAUUCCUGAAGAAGAGCAAUGCAGAACUGGUGAUGACGCUGCCAAAUCAGCUGAAGUCUCAAGACCUGCUUCCUCGUCAUCAGGGAAUGAGUUGAAGUCAGGGAAAUUGCAUGAGUCUUCUUUCAGCUCUAUAAAUGCUUUAAUUGAAAGUUGUGUCAAAUACUCUGAAGCAAAUGCAUCUAUGUCAGGUGGAGAUGAUGUCGGAAUGAAUCUGCUCGCUAGUGUUGCAGCUGAAGAAAUGUCCAAGUCUGAUUUGAUGUCACCAACUGAUUCGCCAGGGAAAAACUCCCCUAUGGUUGAGCAAUCUUGCUUGGGAGAUGAUGCCAAAUCAAAAUCAUCACAUGGAAAUAGCCAUACUCAAGAGCAAGGUCUGUCUGCAGAUGGUGCUGUUGGUGACAUAGAGAAGCCCGGUCUUAUUGCUGGUGCUGCAUCAUUGUCCAGGGAUGGGUUACAUCAUCCAUCCAAACAGGCCUCUAGUGACAUCUCUGGAGAGGGCAAUGAAUAUAAUUCUUCCAAUUUGGAUUUGGAGCCAGCUGCAGAACCUUGCCCGGAGAAAAAUGAAAGAUCAGAUGAAAUGAGAGGUGCUGCUUCUGUGGCUCUCUCUCCAGCCAGUGCAGCAGUGAAGGUAGAUGGUGAAGCAAGUAAACAACUUGAUGAAAAGGUGUCAACCAUCAUCAGUGCAAGCAUUCAGGAUGCUAAGCUGAACAGAAGCUGUUCUUUGUUGAUGGAUGAUAAGGUCAAUGAAACCCUUUCAAGUGUAAAAGUUGAGAAAGAAGCUGUUGGAGGUUCAUCAUCACAUGCAUCAUUAGAAAUCGGUGGUGAGAACAAAAAUAAUAUGAAUGAAGGAUUUAAUGGUGGUGAUCAUCCAGAGCAGAAACCACCUCCAGCGAAGGUGAAGUCUGAGCAUUUAGAAAGAGGUGAUGCAGAACUGCUACAUACUUCUGGUUCUAGUAAAUAUCUCCCUUCAGAAAAUGUCGAUGAACUAAAGAGUGGAAAAGCUGAUGAAAUGGACACCAGAAGUCAUGGUAGUCAUGCUGGAAAACAAAAUAUUCAUCAUGGUACCAACUGUGGUCCAACUAAUGAAAAUCAAGUUUUAGCUACUCUGGGAUCAGUUGUUAGUAACCUGAAGAGUAAGGGCAUGGAUACAAAUGUUGAAAGUAAAGAUGUUCUCAAGCAGUGUUCUGGUGGAGUGGUUCCUCAAAAGGAGUCACAGGGAUCCAAGAUGACUGGUGUUGAGGCUGAAGACACAGAGGACAGUGCAUCCACUGCAGCUGAUGCUUCUUCUAUCCCUGCUACUGGGGCAUCAGCCACGUCUACAAAGUUAAAGUUUGAUUUAAACGAAGGAUUUGUUGCAGAUGAAGGAAAAUAUGGGGAACCCAUCAACUUGGCUGGUCCUGGAUAUUCAACUUCUCAUUUAAUUAGCCCGUUGCCAUUUUUUGUCUCUUCAGUAUCCAGCAGCCUUCCUGCUUCCAUUACAGUGGCUGCUGCUGCAAAAGGGCCGUUUGUUCCUUCGGAGGAUCUGUUGAGAAGUAAAGGGGAGCUUGGAUGGAAGGGAUCUGCUGCUACAAGUGCAUUUCGGCCAGAACCCAGGAAGUUUCUGGAGAUGCCACUGGGUACUACUAGUAUCCCUCUUCCUGAUGCUACUGCGGUCAAACAUGGUCGACCUCUGUUAGAUAUUGAUUUGAAUGUGCCAGAUGAAAGAAUACUCGAUGACAUGGCCUCUCGAAGCUCUGCUCAGGAGACAGCUUCUACAUCUGACCAUAUAAGUAACCGUCGAAUGGCACAAAAUGAUCCAAUGGGUUCUGCACCUGUUCGUAGUUUUGGAGGUCUUGAUCUGGAUUUGAAUCUAGUUGAUGAGGCUAAUGAUAUGGGGCAGUACUCAACGAGCUGCAAUCGUAGACUGGAGGCCCCCCUUCUGCCAGUUAAGUCAUCGUCAUCAUCAGGUGGAUUUCCUAAUUGUGAGAUAAGGAGGGACUUCGAUCUAAACAAUGGGCCUGUCUUUGAUGAAGCAAAUGCUGAACCAUCCCCUAUUAACCAGCAUGCCAGAAGCAGCAUGCAAGCCCAGCCUCCUGUUGCUGGCAUCAGAAUGAAUAAUGCAGAAAUGGGAACACUCUCUUCGUGGUUUCCAACUGGGAACACUUGCUCUGGUGUUACAUUUCCAUCGAUCUUGUCUGACAGAGGGGAGCUGCCCUUCCCAAUUGUUGCCACUGGCGGGCCACAAAGAAUGUUGGGACCCCGUACUGGUGGAACACCAUUUACUCCAGAUGUUUACCGGGGUUCAGUGCUGUCAUCUUCUCCUGCAGUGCCCUUCCCAUCUACUCCCUUCCAGUAUCCUGUCUUCCGGUUUGGGACUAGUUUCCCUCUGUCCUCAGCCACUUUCUCUGGUGGAUCUACAACUUAUGUGGAUUCCUCUUCUGGUGGUAGGUUUUGCUUUCCAGCUGGCAAUUCGCAGUUAUUAGGCCCUGCUGCUACAGUUGCAUCCCAGUAUCCAAGGCCAUAUGUUGUUAGCCUUCCAGAUAGUAGCAAUAAUGUUGGUGUUGAUAACAGCAGAAAAUUGGGUAGGCAGGGUCUCGACCUCAAUGCUGGCCCUGUAAGUCUAGACGUAGAAGGCAGGGAAGAAACAUUACCUCUUGCAUCAAGGCAACUUUCUGUUUCUAGUUCACAGGUGCUAGCAGAGGAGCAAGCGAGGAUGUACCAGCAGUUGGCAGGUGGUAUUCCGAAGAGGAAGGAGCCGGAGGGAGGGUGGGAUACUGAGAGCUUUAGGUACAAGCAAUCCUCAUGGCAGUAAGCAUGCAGUUUACCCAGCCUAGCGACCUGUUCAAGGCUUCGAUGCCUGGUGGGCAAUGGCAAACUCCUGGAAACUGUCCAACUGGUGUCCUCUAAGAGGGUGAUGGGUGGUAAGCGAGUUAUUACAUGUGUUCAUAGUCUCCGACCCCCCAACCUCUUUCAGUGUGUCAGAUGUGCUGUAAAGGUAUCCGUCAUGGGGUCUGUGAGGUCUUUGUCCUUAGGGUUCUUUUUUUUAUUUUUUUGGGCGGCUGCAGAUCAUUUCCUGUUUGUAGAUAUGUUUUUAACUGCUGGACAAUGUACUUGGUGUUGCCCACACAUUCAGAAAUUUGGUGUCUAUAUUCCAUGAGACCCAACAACACCAUGGCAAAUCGAAAUGCCUCUGGUAGUGGAGGUUGGAUUCCUACACCACUUCAACCAAACACCCUUUUUGCUUUGCUGUUAA
Messenger RNA from Camellia sinensis, 5809 nucleotides. RefSeq lists its product as uncharacterized. Gene Ontology annotation, cellular component: nucleus. The record is from RefSeq and is a predicted model, not a curated record. Gene Ontology annotation, molecular function: chromatin binding. Lineage: Eukaryota; Viridiplantae; Streptophyta; Magnoliopsida; Ericales; Theaceae.